Arctia plantaginis is the source of this 1083-nucleotide messenger RNA. NCBI's taxonomy places the organism in Eukaryota, Metazoa, Arthropoda, Insecta, Lepidoptera, Erebidae. The record is from the annotation of a GenBank genome assembly.
AUGAUGGCCAAUCCACUCGACGGCGUUAACGUGAACCAGCCCACGCAAAAUGGAAGCAAGGUCCAACCUUGUAAUAAUGAGUCGAAGACCAACCUCAUUAUCAACUACCUGCCGCAAACGAUGACACAGGAAGAGAUUCGCUCGUUAUUUUCGAGUGUCGGCGAAGUAGAAAGUUGCAAACUUAUUAGAGACAAAGUAACAGUAUUCCCAGACCACAUUCUCAAUGGACAGAGUUUGGGGUAUGCCUUUGUUAACUAUCAUAAGCCAGAAGACGCUGAAAAGGCUGUAAACACGCUCAAUGGCCUGAGACUCCAGAAUAAAAUCAUUAAGGUAUCUUACGCCCGCCCGAGCUCGGAUGCCAUUAAAGGUGCCAACCUAUACGUGUCCGGUCUGCCGAAGCACAUGACUCAGCAAGAAUUGGAGAAGCUCUUUAGCCCGUUUGGCACCAUCAUCAGCUCACGCAUUCUUCAUGAAAACGUGAAUGUUGGUCAUCUGCUCCAAGUUGGCGCCGAGGAGCCAUCGAUCCAAGGUCCGUCGAGAGGAGUGGCUUUCAUCCGCUACGACCAGCGACACGAAGCUGAAAACGCGAUACGUGAGUUGAAUGGUACUGUACCACCAGGUGGUACUGGGCCUAUCACAGUUAAAUGUGCUAAUAACCCGAGUAACCAGAACAAGGCUCUUGCCCCUUUAGCUGCUUAUUUAGCUCCUGCAGCUGCUCGUCGCUUCGUAGGUCCAGCUGGAAAAGCACUGCUCGCUAUCAACAAGGGUCUUCAACGAUUUUCUCCCUUGGCCGAUCCACUUAUUCAAGGUAAUGCUAUCGGUGGCUCAGGAUGGUGCAUUUUUGUUUAUAACAUAGGAGCUGACACAGAAGAGAGUGUACUCUGGCAGCUCUUUGGCCCAUUUGGUGCCGUCCAGAGUGUUAAAAUAAUAAGAGAUCCCACAACUAACAAGUGCAAGGGAUACGGUUUUGUUACCAUGACCAAUUACGAUGAGGCUGUUGUUGCCAUCCAAUCUUUGAAUGGAUACUCACUGAACGGCCAGGUACUCCAGGUCAGCUUCAAAACGAACAAGAGUAAAUCUUAA